Physella acuta is the source of this 1922-nucleotide messenger RNA. Its product is annotated as acetylcholinesterase-like. The record is from RefSeq and is a predicted model, not a curated record. Gene Ontology annotation, molecular function: acetylcholinesterase activity. Lineage: Eukaryota; Metazoa; Mollusca; Gastropoda; Physidae. Gene Ontology annotation, cellular component: plasma membrane. Gene Ontology annotation, biological process: acetylcholine catabolic process; choline metabolic process.
GAGCGUGCGUGUCAUCAGUUUAACACAUGUUAGCUAUGCCUGACUCUACACACUACUUUGGUUAAGGUGUUUUCAAGUAUUUGUGUACGGUGUUUUCAAGUAUUUGUGUACGGUGUUUUCAAGUAUUUGUAAGAUGAUGACGCCGCCCCUGAUGUUACUCACGCUGGUCUGCACAUGUAUCCCCACGUCUGCACAGCGCCAAGUGAGCAGUGUCGUACCCACCAAGCUGGGGUCAGUUCAAGGUCAGCUGGAGCAGGUUCGAACACAGCGAGGACAGGUGGUCGAGGUGGAUGUGUUCUGGUCCAUACCGUACGCCGCCCCGCCCGUGGGUGAGCUGAGGUUCAAACGCCCCGUGGCUGCGGCGCCCUGGGACGGGGUGCUAGAUGUCUCCAGGAUGCCGGAGUCUUGUUAUCAGGUGUACACUAAAGAUCCCAUCUACGCCCCGAACCCCUCCACAAAUGCUAGCGAAGACUGCCUGUACCUGUCCAUCUGGCGACCCAGGUGUCACCCCCGGGCUGACCCUGACACGGCAGGCACCAGAGAGCCCGGGGAGGAGCUGGCCACCAUGGUGUGGAUCCACGGGGGCGGGUACAUGACCGGGUCGGUCACCACUUCAUGGUACAACGGUGCCGUGCUAGCAGCGACUGAGUGCGUCAUAGUCGCUGCCAUGAACUACAGAUUGGGGGCACUGGGGUUUUUAUUUCUGGAUAUUCCCGAUGUCCCUGGUAACAUGGGUCUACUGGACAUGACCCUAGCAACGACCUGGAUCAAAGAGAACAUCGCAAGUUUUGGGGGAGACCCGGCAAGGAUCACAAUCUUUGGUCACAGCGCAGGGGCAGCUAGCACCUCUCUCUUUUUAUUAUCUCCCCUUACCAGAAAUCUGUUUAACAAUGCUAUCAUUCAGAGUGGUUCGCCCAUAAGUCACGUGGCUCGACAGUCCAGACAAUCUGGAAUCGAGGCAGCACGUGAGUUUGCUAGACGUCUGAACUGUUUUUCUGAGAGCAACCAGGAGAUCUGCAGCUGUUUGAUGGAGGCUGACGCAGGACAUCUAGCCCAGGUACAGUUCGAACUGUCACAAGAUUAUCGAUUCAUCAUGACCGCUGUGGUUGACCAAUAUUUUUUAUUGGAAGAUUCGAUCACGCUGCUGAGAAAUGGAGACUUUAAGCGAUGUGACCUGCUCCUUGGGUCGGCCCUGGACGAAGGCACCUACUUCAUGGGGCUCAAGUGGCCAAACACCUACAACUUCCACUCGGAGGAAACGGUUCGAAUCUGCGAAAAGGAACUGGAUGACAAAUUAACGCAGUUUUUCAGUGACUUUCUCAAGCAGGAGUACAUUGCUCAAGUUAUUCGCGAGGUUAAAGCCUUGUAUGAUUUGGAUUCGUUGAGCACAGAGGUCGAAGACGCUAGUCUGAAACUUUUAGGUCAAGUCAUAGGCGACGUUAUCAAUACAUGCCCGGUACGCCAAAUGGCUGGGUUUUACUCCAACUCCUCGCAGAGUGCGUACGUUUAUUCGUACGAACACGGUCACGAUAACCCGACGGUGGCCCGAUGGACAGGGGCCAUCCACGGCGCGGACCUGCAGUUUGUGUUUGGGUGGCCCACAGUCGACCUGGUGGCCUUCACACAGAGGGAGGCGGAGCUGAGCGGGGCCAUGAUGGGGUACUGGGCCAACUUCGCUAAAUAUGGACAUCCCAGUGGUCACUCACUUCCGCUUUGGCUGAAGUACAACCGGAAGUACUCAGGUCACGUGCUACGAUUCAGUUCAUCUACCGCCAUCUUGAAUGACGUAACAGACGAGAAGCUAUGCGACUACUGGCAGAAUUUACCUCGUCAUUAUCUUAAUUAAUGAGCUUAUUGUAUUGCUUGUGGUGAUACAUACACUCAUACAUUUAAGAGCGUACAAUAAACAGUAUAAACUAGAA